This is a messenger RNA of Nematolebias whitei (Rio pearlfish), 702 nucleotides long. It is a transcript of the gene emx2, whose product is annotated as empty spiracles homeobox 2. The record is from RefSeq and is a predicted model, not a curated record. Bases 76 to 702 code for a protein of 208 amino acids. Gene Ontology annotation, molecular function: DNA binding. NCBI's taxonomy places the organism in Eukaryota, Metazoa, Chordata, Actinopteri, Cyprinodontiformes, Rivulidae. The transcript is spliced from 2 exons. Gene Ontology annotation, biological process: central nervous system development; neuron differentiation; brain development.
GGACUUCCAGACCACCUGAGCCGGGGAUCCGGGACCUUCAGACCGCUUGAACUGGGGACCCCGGACCCGCAGACCAUGUUCCAGCCCGCGCCCAAGAGGUGCUUCACCAUCGAGUCUUUGGUGGCCAAGGACAGUCCUCCUGGGGGCGCCGCGUCCCGCUCCGAGGACCCCAUCCGGCCCGCGGCCCUCAGCUACAACCCGGGCCAGAUGAACCCGUUCUUGAACGGGUUCCACUCCGGGGCCCGGGGGGUCUACUCCUCCAACCCGGACCUGGUGUUCGCCGAGGCGGUCUCGCACCCGCCGAACCCCGCCGUGUCGGUGCAUCCGGUGGCCCCACCGCACGCGCUCGCGGCGCACCCGCUUUCAUCCUCGCACAGUCCGCACGCGCUGUUCGCCAGCCAGCAGCGGGACCCGUCCACCUUCUACCCCUGGCUGCUGCACCGGUACCGGUACCUGGGCCACAGGUUCCAAGGGAACGAGUCCGGACCGGAGAGCUUCCUGCUGCACAACGCGCUGGCCCGGAAGCCCAAACGGAUCCGAACCGCCUUCUCGCCCUCGCAGCUGCUGCGGCUCGAGCACGCGUUCGAGAAGAACCACUACGUGGUCGGAGCCGAGCGGAAGCAGCUCGCGCACAGCCUCAGCCUCACAGAAACUCAGGUACCCGAACCGAACCGGACCGGACCGGACCGGCCGAGCUCUUAA